Pectinophora gossypiella (pink bollworm) is the source of this 610-nucleotide messenger RNA. RefSeq lists its product as uncharacterized. Bases 110 to 610 code for a protein of 166 amino acids. The transcript is spliced from 2 exons. NCBI's taxonomy places the organism in Eukaryota, Metazoa, Arthropoda, Insecta, Lepidoptera, Gelechiidae. The record is from RefSeq and is a predicted model, not a curated record.
UUUAAAUACAUUUAAAUAUAAAUAUGAAUAUUCUUAAGUAAUUCUAAAUCUUUUUUUUAUAAUUUAUGAAAUUUUGGUGUUCUCAACGGCAACGCGUUUGAAUUUUAAGAUGAAGACCUACCUCAUCCUUACCGUCGCUUUGACACAACUGCACCCAGUCUUCAACUUUCCGAUGCAGACGUCGAAACUACCCAAAAUGGCCGACCACAUCAACCAUAUGACUGAAACAAAGCGCCAGCAACGAAACCAAAACAUACCUCUAUCUUUACCAAUAACCCAUCAAUUCUUAGUACCGUCAAGUCUUCACGUGAUACCAAUUCAAAAUGUCUACCAAAACAAGAUCUCGGUUUCGCAUCAAAAUAGAACAAUCGGUACGCAACUGUUUCCCAUUUAUUCGUACAUACCUGUACAUCAUAAUUAUUUAGUUCCUGUUCAGGACUUGGCUGUGAUACCGUUGAACCAUCAGAGUCAUCCAAGUCACUACCAUGCUGUGGAGAAGAGGCGUGAAGAGGAAGACGUGAAUAGAUAUAGGACUUUCUAUGGGGGCUAUGGAACAGGGCUGUACUUCGGAGGACACGGCGCCGGUCAUGGGUUUUAUGUGUAUGGGUAA